Molecule: messenger RNA, 1005 nt
Organism: Xiphophorus hellerii (green swordtail)
Lineage: Eukaryota; Metazoa; Chordata; Actinopteri; Cyprinodontiformes; Poeciliidae
Gene: polr2g
Product: RNA polymerase II subunit G
Exons: 8
Coding region: 3-686 (227 amino acids)
Biological process (GO): transcription initiation at RNA polymerase II promoter; positive regulation of nuclear-transcribed mRNA poly(A) tail shortening; positive regulation of translational initiation
Cellular component (GO): RNA polymerase II, core complex; P-body
Molecular function (GO): translation initiation factor binding; single-stranded RNA binding; single-stranded DNA binding
Source: RefSeq, a predicted model, not a curated record
CUAUGGCCCGAACUGACAUUACUACUAGCGGCGCUCAUGACUCUUUUGUCAUUGACCCGGAAGUGACUUUACUGUGGAGAUUUUCCGCUCCAUUCAGUACUGUUCAGGGAGAAGCGGUUCGGCCAAUAAAAAGUAUUGUCUGUAUUAAGGCAGACAUUAAUACAGACAUGUUUUACCAUAUUUCUUUGGAACAUGAAAUCUUACUACACCCGAGGUAUUUUGGACCCAACCUGCUGAACACUGUGAAGCAGAAACUUUUUACUGAAGUAGAGGGAACAUGUACUGGCAAGUAUGGCUUUGUCAUUGCAGUCACCACUAUUGACAACAUCGGGGCGGGUGUAAUCCAGCCAAGCAGAGGCUUUGUUCUGUAUCCCGUGAAGUACAAGGCCAUUGUCUUCCGUCCGUUCAAGGGAGAAGUGGUGGAUGCUGUGGUCACUCAGGUUAACAAGGUUGGGCUAUUCACAGAAAUUGGUCCCAUGUCUUGCUUCAUCUCUCGCCAUUCCAUUCCUUCGGAAAUGGAGUUUGACCCCAAUUCUAAUCCUCCUUGCUAUAAGACUGUUGAUGAGGAUAUUGUAAUUCAGCAAGAUGAUGAGAUCCGGCUGAAAAUUGUGGGCACAAGGGUUGACAAGAAUGACAUUUUCGCAAUUGGAUCUCUCAUGGAUGACUAUCUGGGUCUUGUGAGCUGAUUACAGCUUCAGAGUGGUGUGUCAUAUGGAUAUUUUUCUGCAUCAAUCUUCUUUUGUAUAUAUUUAUUUUUACUCUUGUAUGUAUGGUGACAGCUGUUGAAGCACCCUAAUCAAUUUUUUGUUUUCUCUUUGCAUCCUAUAUAUGCUGUUUAUUACAAGUCAUGUAAGAACUCAAACAGAUACUGCUGUCAAGAUUAACACAUCUUGUUAAUUAAUGUUAGAGUAGCCCACAGGAAAACGAUUACUUUAGUUCAUGUAGAAAUUGUUUUAUUUUGUUUUUUUGUAUGUGGACUGCAAUAAAGUAUUUUAUUCAUUCUUA